AUGGAAAAGUCUUCAUCAAUUCCAAAAGGGUAUGUGAAACUUGUAUUGGUGACUCCAAAUAAAUCGGGACAGAAUUUAGAUGCAGCAGUGGUACCAGUUGGCGGGAAAUUGUAUGUAUCCAUCUCCGCUUACAUAUCGACUUUUGUUCAGGAGGAUCAGGAGCCCCACGGGCCUUGUGUCAGGAGAAAGUCGCAACUUGGAACGGAGCAAGAUGACGCGCAUUGCAUGAAAUGUUCUCAUUGGCCGUCAGACGCCAUGGAAUGGUACCAUAGAAAAAGACCCCAUGGCUGGCCGGAUCGUCACCUUAUAAAAGACAUAUACAAAAAGGGAUGUCAUUUGGUAGCAAUUAGUUCCAAGUUGGUCGACAUGUACAAUGGAAGCUGGACAUUUGAUCCUAUGUCACACACCCGUGAACCCGGUGACACUUUUAAUGAUACCCAGUUUAUUGUUUAUGGGAUUUUUAAGCUUUUGGUAAAGGAAGCAUUUCGUGAUAAAUGGGAAGUUAUGUGUUCUUAUUUCAUGAAAACUUUGAUGUUCUGGACCAUCGAAGAGACUCCAAAAGAUCUUUGGAGAAAAGAGCGUUUGGUGUCCUGUAUUGAGAUCUGUUUCAAGCGACUAAUUGCGUGGGUGGACAAUGGCUUCUGUCCCAACUAUUUUGUAAGGGAAAACAAUAUGUUCCAUGGCAAGUUGCACGAAAAGGCACGCGAGUCGAUAUUUAUGAAUCUGUCGGAGUUGUACGGAGAAGGCUGGAGGGGUCUACUGAGGUGUCCGUCCCUUGAAAAUCUCCGACAGGCCCUUGAAGAAGCAAGACAUAGUAUACUUGAUAGUCCAUCAAGCGCUAUCGAUCCGAACGAAGAAUUUAAAUCAUUGAGUAUGCAAUAUAAAAAUGAUUCUCGUUCUUUCCCGGAGGACGUAGAAGACAGAGUGUUUUUUUCUCAACUGGAAUCAAUCGAAAAGACCCACCCAAACUUUAGAAUCCUUGAGAAAGAAUUUUUCAACACUAUUGCUCUAUUACUAGGAAAAGAGUAGCAUCUCCAUUAUUUGAUGCACGAUACGGUGACAUUGUAUCAAUACAGAGUCUUACAACACAUUGCUUUAAUCUUCCUCUACAAAGGUCUGAAUGACCAUAGCA
Messenger RNA from Magallana angulata, 1132 nucleotides. RefSeq lists its product as uncharacterized. The record is from RefSeq and is a predicted model, not a curated record. Lineage: Eukaryota; Metazoa; Mollusca; Bivalvia; Ostreida; Ostreidae. The coding region runs from base 1 to 1029 and encodes 342 amino acids. The transcript has 2 exons.